GCCUCGUCUUCCUCGUUGGGAGAGGUUGGGUACCGCAGCUCAAACCACUCCCGCGCUCUCCUCUUUAUUUUUUACCUUUGGUCUCAUUUAUCUCGAAAUGCAUUACACAAUAGAAAGUAUACGCAAUCUCCUGGCUAUCAAAAACAUCAAAAUCGACAAUAUUUUCUUCUUCUUCCACUACAAAGUAACAAUGGUGCUAUUAGUGAUAUUCAGUUUGUUGUUGUCUAAAACGCAUUAUUUUGGUGAUCCAAUUGACUGUCUCGUUGAGUCACUAAACAGUCACACAAUUGAUAUGUACUGUUGGAUCCAUUCCACGUACACCUUCCCAGCGCUUAACGGAGCCCGGGUUGGGGAGGAAGUGGCGCAUCCGGGUGUGGCAAACUAUGAAGGUAUGCGGCGCCCCGGUGCUGAUCCUGAGCUCUACAGCGUGAGGCACCACAAGUAUUAUCAAUGGGUCGUCCUCUUUUUGUCACUUCAGGCGUUUAUGUUCUACGUGCCGCGAUACAUGUGGAAGACUUGGGAGGGCGGUCGCGUGGGCAGACUGGUUGGCGAACUAAACCUACCCGUGGGUGACAGCGACUCGAGGCAUCAGACACUCACCCUUGCCGUGGAUUACUUCACCCGAUACUUCCACUACCACAACAUUUAUGCCUUCCAGUUCUUCUUCUGCGAGCUUCUGAAUUUCAUCAAUAUAAUAGGUCAAUUUUUUUUGACGGACAGAUUUUUAGACUACAGCUUCAUGAACUAUGGCCCGAGGGUGACAUCAUAUGGAUGGUCGAAUGCCUUGUAUGGCGAUGAUCCAAAGGACGAGAUUUUUCCUAAGGUCGCCAAAUGCGUAUUCCACAAAUUUGGUCCAACGGGCACCGUCAUGCGCCAUGACGCACUCUGUGUUCUGUCGCUGAAUAUUCUCAAUGAAAAAGUCUUCGCAUUCCUCUGGUACUGGUUCAUUGCACUGGCAGUCUUCACCGCAAUUGGUCUCCUGUACCGGCUGGCGACGCUCCAGCUGUCCUUCCGCACUUACCUCCUAAGAAGACAUGCUCGUCUGGUGCCCGGAGAAAAGAUCGAACAAAUUUCACGCAGAUGUUACAUUGGAGACUGGUUCAUCUUGUGUUUGCUUGCCCAGAAUAUGGACGCCUUCGCCUAUCGAGACUUCAUGAUGCAAUUAAGUGAACGAGUGGUAGAAAAAGAGCACGUAUCGUAAUCCAGCCGUCCCAGCACUUAUCCCACACCACCCAGAGGCGAAAAACCCAGUAUGGCUCUGCUAAGUAUCCCCUUAAGCGUCGCUGGAAAUAUAUUGAUACUUGUAAAAAUAUUAUCGGCCAGCCAGACUAACUAUUUUUCCUCCCAUCAGAAUGUGUUGAACGUCUUCUAAUCAAUAAUUUUAAAACUUUUUCGAAAUGUAAAAUAAAAUUGAGGUUACACAAAAAACACAGACCCGAGAUUAGCCACACCCUUCCUCAAGGAUACUGGUAUUGGCGAAUUAGUUUAUUUUCCUCUCCUUCUUUUUUUCUCUUUUUCAUCGUCUUCUUCUUGUUCUUCUUCCUCUUUUCCUUCUUCUUCUUCUCUUUCCUCUUCUUCUUCUUCUUCUUCUUUUUUUUUUUUUUCUCCUUCUUCUUCUUCAUCUUCUUUUUCUUCUUCUAUUUCUUCUUAAUUUUUUUAUUUUCAUUUUUUCUACUUUUUCUUUCUCUUUUUCUUUUCCUUCUUCUUCUUCUUCUUCCUUUUCUUCUUCUUCUUCUUCUUCUUUUUCUUGUUCUUGUUCUUCUUCUUUUCUUUCUAUUUCUUCUUCUUCUACUUCUUCUUCGUCCUCUUUUUCUCCUUCUUUUUCUUCAUCUUCUUUUCUUUCUAUUUCUUCUUCUUCUUCUUCUUCUUCUUCUUCUUCUUCUUCUUCUUCUUGUCCACCCUCCAACUGUGUCGCCAAUAAUUCUAGAGCAGUGUUCUUCAACCUUUCAUAAGUUCCUGCACCGUUCCGGAAGCCUUGAGGAAUCCAUGUAUCAAAGCUCCUUGGGCAAUUAAUUACCACAAAAUGACAUAAAUACUUCAGGUUUUCUUUAGUAUUAAGACUGAAAACAUAUAAACAAAACCAUGAGGUCUCAGUUACAUAUAUCGUCACCUUCGUAAGCAAACCGUCUAAGUCAUUAUUUUCUACUUUACAGGAGAUCAGAAAAGAAUUGUCAUUAUCUCAUUUGGCUUAAGAUUUAGGCAGAAAUGAGAAGGCCAAUUCUAGAACACUCAAACCCUGAAUGACGAAGGCAACUAUACAAAACCGGGCGUCACGUGUUAAAAAAUUGAUGUAGACAAAAACCUGGAGAUCGUUGAAAAAUGACUUAGGGGAUUAUUUUAUGAGGGUGACGAUAUGGAACAUUGAUACUUUGUCCAAAAUAUUUGUGCUAUAGGUGCUAAAUGUCCAAUACAACAAUAUAAUAAUGUGAAUACGUUUUGCAUUUCUUUUUAUAAAUGUACAUAUGUGUUUUUUCAAAUGGUUGUAAAAGAUGCAAGGGGCUUCGUGGUGCAGUGGUUAGCACACUCGGCUCACAACCGAGAGAGCCCGGGUUCGAUUCCCGGGCGGAGUGGAAAAAUUUGGGCGGCUCUUCCGAUACCCUACGCCCCUGUCCACCCAGCAGUGAAUGGGUACCAGGUAUUAAUCGGGGGUUGUGUCCCGUCUCCUGGGGUCUGUUCCCUUCUCCUACAAUUCCUUUCCCUUCUGUCUCUCUGGCAUAUGACCACAGAUGUUGCGCCGAUUAAACGAAACUUUCCUUUUUUGUAAAAGAUGCAUAUGGAAUAUAAUAACAUUGUAUACACAGUGUUCGAAAAUAGCAAAUUAAAAAGAUUCAUGUAUAUACAUUUCCCACACUUUGGGGAGAAUGGCUCUUAUACUUAAAGUUAAUACUGUGUGUAAUAUACAAAUAUACUGUGAUACUCAGAUUUGUAAUACUUUAAUCGCAAUUUCAAUUAGUUUCUGAUAUUACAUUUUAUUUUUCAUGAAACAUCUUUUCGUAGUGGGCACUCAUAUAUACACAGGUCAUAUAAUGCCC
This is a messenger RNA of Eriocheir sinensis (Chinese mitten crab), 3032 nucleotides long. RefSeq names its product innexin inx2-like. Gene Ontology annotation, molecular function: gap junction channel activity. Lineage: Eukaryota; Metazoa; Arthropoda; Malacostraca; Decapoda; Varunidae. The transcript is spliced from 5 exons. The coding region runs from base 98 to 1201 and encodes 367 amino acids. The record is from RefSeq and is a predicted model, not a curated record. Gene Ontology annotation, biological process: phototransduction. Gene Ontology annotation, cellular component: gap junction; plasma membrane.